CCUUAUUUCCUUUGUUGGACUGUGGACUACUGUGAGCGCGACGUGUAAUCCAGACACGAGAGGAGAGUUUCCCGCCCUUCAGCUAGGAAGUCCGGCCAACGUUACCGCGCCGGUAAACAGUGACCUUCACUUCAUCUGUUGCGGAGGCAACAAAUGGACUUAUGAAUCGGAAGAUGGGAUCACGAGUCGUGAGAUAGGUCCAUACCCAGACUCACGCGGCGCGUUGAAGUGGAAACAAGCCGUCGAUCAUGCCAGUCCACCUUCUGCGAGGAGGCCGGAGGAGGACACGAUCAGGAGCACUCCAACUACUGUGUAUACAAUGCAUGAUGACAAAGGACGUCUUAUCCUGAUCAUAAACAGCGCAACCCAGAGGGACGCUGGUCAUUACCGAUGUCAUGGGUACGAUGGAGUAGUGGACGCGUUUUUGGUCAUCACACAAGAGCAUCUUACGGAUGAUGACUCAGGACCUGUGGUGAUCACUCAAGGUUCCGUCAUUCGAAAACAGAUAAUGUUCUCAUCUGACCGGUUAGACAAGGUCAUACUGAAGUGCCCUGUAUCCGGAAACCAGGUGGUGAAAUCUUGGCUUUGGCGGGAGCCUAUACUUCCUAACUCGGAGGACUUUUCCAAGUUACCACAAGGCAAACCACCGAGCCGAACAGUAACCGCAAAACACCCAGGUCGUCACGAGAGUGGCCACGUGGAGAUUGGUCCGCAACUCGCCUGGGCACGUGUGCUAGAUCCACUGUCACCCGAAUCACCGGUCCUACUGUGGUGUCAGUUUGAACUACCUUCUGUGUGGGAAAAUAAGGACCCGAUUGCCGCCCAUUAUGCCAUCGAAUGGGAACUGUACGAACCAAUCGCACCCAAAGUACUCCUGCUGACAACGGAUGAUAUGCUCACGGAUGACGCCCCAGGAAUGUGGAUGAGCAACAAGAGCACCGCCGAAGUGACGCACACUGAUUUGACAGCGCUGUUACAACAAAUUGAGAGCGCCGAAAUGAUGCGCAGCGCAGCAAAUCAACAACCACUCACGGUUUUGGAGCACAAGCCUGCGAAAUUCGCCUGUCGUUUUCGUGUGGUGGACAGGGAUGGCCCGAAAGAACUUGAUGCUCAAAAGUUGCCCAUGCAACAAGUAUACUGGUAUCGAGACGGGCAGUCCGUACACGUCCCGCCCUUCUAUGUGGAUAAUAGCUUGACCAAUUCCCACGGCAUCUCGGUGCUUGAAGUGCGGGCAUAUUCUUCUCUGUUCCAACCGCACAGACAAGUAACCGAGGACAUGCCUACUGGCGGACCAAUUGAACAGAUCACCUGUUCCGUGACAAGUCAAUUAAAGUCCAACCCGGUGUAUAAAAUAAACACAAAUGACACACUCGACGUCGUCGUCAUCAUCAUUCCUCAAAUAAUAAAUAAAUCACUCCUUUCAACUGAAAGGAGUGUGGAAGACGCUGUCAAACUGACCUGCGUCGCUAUUGCCAACGGCCCGCCGGAGAUGGUAUUCGAAUUCGGUCGCACCCAAUGGCGAACUGAUGCACCAGAGUGGAUUCCGAUCGAACCGCGCUAUGGUCUCAACACUAGACGUAUCGCACCGGAUCGGGAGAACCCUACGCUCCACCGAUUGGUUUUGGAUAUUUCAGACCUUCGUCCUUCCGAUCAUGGACCUUACCGAUGUAGCGUUUGGAACAAGGCAGGUCGAGCACAAGCGAUCGGCCAUGUCCUUGUCCGGUCAAGACCUCAGCUGGAGAUAGUCCCGUCAGAGUCCAGCUACUUUGUCGGACACAAGCCGUGGAUUGCAUCGUGUCACGUGACUGGGUACCCAUUGUCCAAGGCCAAACAGAUGGUGAGCGGCGCUCGGUCGGUUGAGUUCGAUAAGUCCAGUGGAGAGGAUCCAGUUGCCGAAACUACCGUCACUAGCCAUGACGAAACCACUCCUAAUCCAACCGACACCGGGCCAGUCCGCAUGGCGGUAUUUACACCGGAUGGCGAGCCAAUGGAGAAAGCUGAAGUGAACCUCCUCAGUUACGAAACGAACGCUUUUCUUGGCAUCAAUGCAACUUUCCAACUCCAGCUGAGCCAACGGUUGGGUAGUGAGGCCAUGGUGCGCUGUGAAUACACUCAUCUAGAUGGCCAAGUGUUUCAACGAGAGAUGUCGCUAAAAGAAGCCACAAAGCCACCUGCACCGAAUAUCACAGUUCUUUGUGCCGGACCCAGUGCUGUCGUAUUCGGUGUAUCCAACCCGAGAGCAGGACCUCAGAGUUCCCCGACAGAGCGUAUUGUGACCCAGAAAGUGAUUUUCGCCCCCGCAAAGUCGUUUCAUCACUCCACUGACCUGGAAACCCGACUGGUUUACCUUGAUUCAGAGGGCCAACCUUCCGCGUCGCCGUCCAAUGCAUCUUUGGAAAAUCAGCAUGUCACCGUAAAUGCCGCUCAUGAGGCCCGCCCACACACUGCCAUCAUACCCGUGAAAGGACUGGCGUCGGAUACGGAAUAUGUGUUUGAGUGGUCGUCUGGAAACGAAUUCGGUUUGAGCGUCAUGGUCCAGUUUGCUUUGUGGACCACAAGGUUAGAGACACCGCCACCAAUCAAGAAUGUUAUCUCCCUCAAGCCAUCGCCGGAGUUCCUGCGUUUCUCCAUUUUUCUUGGGGAUCCUUGUCCAUAUAGUGACGGUGCAAGGGCCCAGCUCUCAGACCUACUGGUACGUUAUCGGCCUACUCGAGUCAAUGAAUCCGACCCCUAUGGUAACCAACUAGUUGGCUACGGCGAGUGGUCUGAAAUGCGAGUGUGCAGACGCUUGCACGACGAGAGCUACUCCAAGGAGCAUGAUGAUGAACUCAGUGGUGAUGACCAACCAGGCAUCAGAUGGUCAGGAGACAAACCGCUUCCCUGCGACCUCCCUGUAAGCGACACUCAGGCGGCAUACGAGGUUCAAUUUGCUACUCAAAACCGCUUCGAAAAAUCUGAUUGGUUCACCACAAUUUAUCGACCCAAGGAAGCGGUUCAUUCCUCCGCUUUAUGUUAUCCGACUUGUGGAGUGCUGAAGACAAAAGCAAGCCGGAUUACCAUCUACGUACUCGUCGGUUUUGUUUGUCCCGAAUUUUGGAAAGCAGUACUCAGAAGACUGAUUGGCUUCACAUAUUUCCUUCAUUGAUAACUCUUUCAGACGUAGACAGCAUUUUGUCGGCCAGAUUUGCAUUACUACUUCAUCGUAUGCAGCACAAAACCUUAUGAUUUUGGAAUCAUGUAGUGUUAAGGGGUCAAUAAUGGCUGAGUCAUAAUCAACUUUGCGAUCUUCUCAAUAAAACAGAAGUUCGUAUUACUUUUCAUCCCUUUCUGGAACGGAACAACUUCUUAUUUCAUCCACAACAUUUAUCCACUUCCCAGCAAUAUUUUUAUGAGGGUAUCUGUUUGCAUUUAUGAAAUUGCAUUCCCCUUUUCUGACUUUAUGGUUGACAGUUCAAUAGCAUUGCUGCCGCUUCCCUUUCCCACGGGUCACUGCGCCAAUUUCGAAUAGCUCAAGAGUACGUCUGCCAUAAAGUCCACGUGACCAUUUGUUCUUCUUGUGUUUCAUGCUGAUGCCCCGUUAACACUGAGUUCAUAUUCAACUCAAUGUCC
Messenger RNA from Dicrocoelium dendriticum, 3609 nucleotides. NCBI's taxonomy places the organism in Eukaryota, Metazoa, Platyhelminthes, Trematoda, Plagiorchiida, Dicrocoeliidae. The record is from the annotation of a GenBank genome assembly.